AUGGAUCAAGAGGCACGACUCAACCUCCGAAUGCAAAGGGAGCUUAAGCUCUUUCUUACCGACCCACCUCCCAGCGCCUCCUUUCCUUCUCUUACUUCUUCUUCCUCUCUUUCCUCCAUUCAUGCUCUAAUUGAAGGCCCCAAAGGAACUGUCUAUGCUAAAGGUCUUUUUAAACUCAAAAUUUCAGAUACUAUCAGGUACCCCUUUCAGCCCCCCAUAGUCACUUUCGUAAUGCCCAUUUAUCAUCCAAAUAUUGAUAAUGGUGGUCGUAUUUGCUUGGAUAUUCUCAAUAUUCCUCCAAAGGGAGCAUGGCAGCCAUCUUUGAACAUUUCAACUGUCUUAACGAGUUUAGGUUUGUUACUAGGUGAACCAAAUCCUGAAGACGGGUUAAUGCAUGAUGCGAACACGGAGUACAAAUACAAUAGACAAGCAUUUGCCCACAAGGCAUCUUCAAUACAAAAGUACGCCACGGCUGGAGCAAGUGAUUUUGGUGGUCAUGACCAAGAAAUCCGAACUUUUAUAAAUGCAAGAGGCGGAAUUGUUGAAGUCAAAGAAUUAAGUUUACUAAAAUCUGAGGUCCCUGAUCAUUUUGUAAACCAGAAGGAAGUAUGUGGACUCAGCAAAAAGUUGUUGCUUGACUCUGCCGGACGCGCACUAAGACACAAUGUUGAGACUGUGAGUGAAGUGCGUAUUGAUCACAUCUUAAUUAUAAAAGUUAGCAAACAAGGAAUUAAAGAAUUUCCCAUCGAGUGUGACUUGAAUCAGGAAAUAGUACAACAGAGCACCAAGAAACUAUCUUCAGAAAUUGUGAGUCCAUCUAAAAUUAGAAAUGGUGUGAAGAGGGAUUAUGUGGCGGAAACUCAAUGUUCUAUCAGUUUGGAACCCCAAAGCAAUUUCCACGGGCUUGGGGCCUUAUGCUGUCAAAACUUUUCUUUUCCAGUAUCUUGGCCUAGUAUUUUAUGGCAUAUAUCAAAUAUCGGCCAAAAGAAAAUGGCAAAGGUACUUGGUAUGAUUAAGAAAUUGGAAAUAACUCGAAAUGAUAAUUGGUUGGGUUAUGUUUCGAGGGCAAUCUCCGGUUCGUGUUGGACUUGGGAUGCCCAUGGUUUGGGUCAUGUCAAGAUGAUCAUGCCUCCAAGAAGAUAUGAUGUCUAUGGAAACUCUUCUGACCUGAUUGAGGAUAAUAUAGAUGGAGCUCAUCCAACUUCUAGAGUCCAAACUUGGUCAAGGGUCACUGCAUCUAACUGUUCUCAUGGUGUUCCACCUAUCCCUAUUGAUCCUACUCCUCAGGGCGAUACUCAUACUCAGUCACCUCAAGGGGAGGCUACUAAUGUUGAGUUUCGCCACUCUAUUACCUUAUUGACUCAGUUGGUGGAGGAAGAGAAGAGGAAGCAGGAUAAGUUUAGUAAGAGGCAGGGGAAGAAAUUUAGGCCUUCUGAGAAAAGUGGUAGAUAUAGUGGUAAGUGGCUAAAGAAAAAAUUUUGUGGGCGGCCGCACUAUGGGCUCUGUGAGAAAGGGAAGAACAAAUAUUUACAUUAUGGUCAGAUUGGUUAUAUACAGCAUGACUAUCAUGGUAGAAUGACUUCUAGGGUUAACAAGGCUCUUGUUGCGUCUUUAUCUGCUCCUGCACUAAAGGGUGCCAUUUUUGCAUCUAUUUUUACUUCUGGUACUGGCACUGGCUGGAAUUUCUUAUAUGCUCUUGCAUCUCAUCAAGAUUUUAAGGCAUCUCCUGAUGUUGUUACUGGUAUAUUAAAACUAUUCUCCCAUGAUGUGAAUUGUUUACUUGCUCUAGGGUCUACUUUAUAUUAUGUGACCCCUUUUGUGGCUGUGCAUUUUGGUUUUGGUCUUGAGUUUUUUUCUGAUCCUUUGUUGUAUCUACCUUAA
This is a messenger RNA of Capsicum annuum, 1881 nucleotides long. RefSeq lists its product as uncharacterized. NCBI's taxonomy places the organism in Eukaryota, Viridiplantae, Streptophyta, Magnoliopsida, Solanales, Solanaceae. Gene Ontology annotation, molecular function: ubiquitin conjugating enzyme activity. Gene Ontology annotation, cellular component: nucleus. Gene Ontology annotation, biological process: protein polyubiquitination; DNA damage response. The record is from RefSeq and is a predicted model, not a curated record.